Messenger RNA from Xenia sp. Carnegie-2017, 1783 nucleotides. RefSeq lists its product as uncharacterized. Bases 206 to 1582 code for a protein of 458 amino acids. The transcript is spliced from 6 exons. NCBI's taxonomy places the organism in Eukaryota, Metazoa, Cnidaria, Anthozoa, Malacalcyonacea, Xeniidae. The record is from RefSeq and is a predicted model, not a curated record.
UUGUUAAACAAAUAUUUCGAAAUUUUAUAAAUACUCCGUGUUACAGUGUUUCUUUUCUUCUUGUUAUUUACACCACGUAUAUUUAUAACUUUUUUGGCCACAUGAACACGACAAAAUAACCCGUGAUCAAAACUGUUUUGUUCAAAAUUCGCGAGUUGCAAUAACGUGUUUCGUCGAUGUUGGCACUGGAGUAUUGGGCAAUUCGAUGGCAUCACACAGCGGUUUGGUUGUUAAAGUGAACAAAGGAAACUUAAAUACUUCUUAUGAACGGAAGAAAAAGAGCUUGAAGAUAGGAUGUUUUCGAAUCACUUGUUUGAUGAUCGCCAACACGUUUUUUGCUGUUGUGACAAUUCUUGGCGAAGUGGGGGAAAAGGCUUGUCUUCCAUUGUGGAUUGACUCUAAUAAUGCAGAAGUGGCAAAUUCUUCGACUUAUUUCAACAAAACUGUUCCUCAAAUUGAUGCAUAUUUUGUGUAUUCGUUUGCUUGUUUGAUGUUUGUAUUAGUGUUUGGUGCCGCGUUAUUGUUCCUUCGUCUCUUUCAACCGAACUUACUGGGUGAAACGGAGCGAAAGUUUCCUCACUCCCAAUUGUUUAUGAUUGGGUUUUUCGACUGCCUGAAUGGGGUGUUCAUCGUAUUUGCGGGCAGUGGAUUAAGAACUGCUCCGUAUCUUCAAAUGAUUCUUGGGAAUUUUAUGAUACCGAUGACGAUUGCUUUCCGUUUCUUCAUUUUGCGUAAGCUACCAACGCGAAGGCAAUUUUGCUGCGCAAUGAUUGUUUUUUUCUCCCUCCUAAUCUGCUUUAUUCCCAAGAUUGUCCCCUCGAUGGAUUCGAAUUCCGAAGACUAUGGUGGAGCAAGUGGACUUCCAGGCAUCCUUUGGCCAAUAUCCUUUCUCCUUGGCUAUAUUCCUGCAGCAAUCAUGAUCGUGAUAGAGGAACGAAGUUUAAAGUUUCGCGACGACUGUUCGAAUGAACAAGUAAACAUAGUUUUUUUUUACUUUUGGACGUCUUUCUAUGAAAUGGUUGUUGUUUUUUGUUGUUUUUGGAUGGACAUUAUUCCAGGAUACGGAUACGCAAAUGGUUUGGACGAAUUAAUUGAAAAUUGGAUUUUUGGCGUGAAAUGUUUCUUCGGUUUUGCAGGCUGUAGUAGCAGUGCUGGCACAGCAGGGAUGUUGUAUAUGGCAAUGCACAUUUUAUCCCACCUGACUGCAGGUCUCUUAAUGAGAUUCUCCGAAGGUGCCACAUUACUUGCUAUCGUGCAGGCUUUAGUCUCCCCGUUUGGAUUUAUCUUCUGGACCCUAUUUCGCGAGUCGCCAUUUGGUUAUCAACCAAAAGUCCAAACAAGCACAUGGCUCAAUACUAUUGCUAUUCUGUUGAUGGUGCCAGCGAUAUUCUUGUACAACAUUUACAGUGAUGAAGAAGACAGGUCCACAAUUGAUUGCGAAACCACACCGCUAAUCCAUGAUAACAUGCCCAGUCUUGUACAAGGUGGUUACUCUUUCAGUGUUUCUGAACACUCUUCACGCAGUCCAACGCUAUUUAGUAAUGGCACCCUCAGCACAUUCAAGCCUACAAUGUUGAUGUAAAUAAGGGUUCCACACUCAUGUAUUGCAUAGUAAUCCUUGGGCUUGAAUAAGUUUGUAAGCAUUUUAUUAUAACAAAAGCAAUAGAUCAGGGAUUAUAUACAAAGGGCUUGCUAACAUGUAAGAUAAUAUGAGUUAGGGUAACAAAGUAUUUAUAUUUGAAUAAUAAAUAUGAAAUUGUUGCAAAAAAUGCAAUAUGCAAAA